Molecule: messenger RNA, 1709 nt
Organism: Populus euphratica (Euphrates poplar)
Lineage: Eukaryota; Viridiplantae; Streptophyta; Magnoliopsida; Malpighiales; Salicaceae
Product: UDP-galactose transporter 2-like
Exons: 6
Coding region: 434-1444 (336 amino acids)
Source: RefSeq, a predicted model, not a curated record
UAUAUAUAUAUAAAAGCAUAUAUGCAGGGAAGCAAACGUCCGCGUUAUGAGUUGCUGGCUUGGCUUGCUUCCUCCUGCCUGCUGAAAACACCAUUCCCCACCGCCCCACGACUCUUACAUUUCGCAACAGAAUUUCACUUCCUCCCCCCCCUCUCUCUCGGAAUCUUGAGGACUCUUUUGAACAACAAAAAAAAAACAUUACAGAGUACCUUCCAAAGCAAAGAAAAAACAGAGUAACUGCAAAUUGCUUCAAACGCACAUCAUAACGCCCUCCUCUCCUCCAUAAUUCCUUCUCUCCGUUUCACUCUUCUUGAGCUACUACGAGAAGCGUGUUGCUGGCUGGUCAUUGUGAUGUGGAUGGGGUUAGUUUUAGAGGCUGAAGGGUAAGCGUUUGAAGGCGUUUCAAAAUUUAAGUUUUGAGAAGUAAAUUAGGAUGGCUCCAUCUAGCAGCAAGGCAAAUAAAAAGGGAGCUGCCGAUGCGGCUGCCUGGAUGUUCAAUGUUGUCACUUCUGUUGGGAUUAUCAUUGUCAAUAAAGCCUUAAUGGCUACUUAUGGUUUUAGUUAUGCUACAACGUUAACUGGUAUGCAUUUUGCUACCACAACUUUGAUGACUGGUGUUUUAAGGUGGUUGGGUUACAUCCAAGCCUCUCAUCUACCCUACCCUGAGCUUUUGAAAUUUGUUUUCUUUGCAAACUUCUCAAUUGUUGGAAUGAACGUUAGUCUAAUGUGGAAUUCAGUGGGAUUUUAUCAGAUUGCAAAGCUGACUAUGAUUCCUGUAUCCUGCCUUUUGGAAGUGUUGUUUGACAAGAUUCGGUACUCACGAGACACAAAGCUGAGUAUAGGAGUUGUUUUGUUGGGCGUUGGUGUUUGCACUGUCACUGAUGUGAGUGUUAAUGCCAAAGGUUUCAUUGCUGCCUUUAUUGCAGUCUGGAGCACUUCGCUGCAACAGUAUUAUGUACAUUACCUCCAAAGGAAGUAUUCACUGAGUUCUUUCAACCUACUGGGUCACACUGCUCCAGCCCAGGCUGCAACACUGCUAUUAUUAGGCCCCUUUUUGGACUACUGGUUGACAAACAAAAGAAUUGAUACCUAUGACUAUAGUGCGGUCUCUGUGAUGUUUAUUGUUAUAUCAUGCACCAUUGCGGUAGGGACCAACUUAAGCCAGUUCAUCUGCAUAGGCAGAUUCACAGCUGUGUCCUUUCAAGUACUUGGUCAUAUGAAGACGAUCCUUGUGCUGAUAAUGGGAUUCUUUUUCUUUGGAAAAGAUGGUCUUAAUCUACAUGUGGUUCUGGGCAUGAUCAUAGCCGUAGUUGGGAUGAUUUGGUAUGGCAACGCCUCAUCUAAGCCUGGAGGUAAGGAGCGCUGGAGCCUCUCGCUACCUACAAACAGACCACAAAAACAAAGUAAUUUGUCAGAAUCCGAUGAACAUGAUGGGAAAGUCUAAGCGUUUAUGUAGGAUAAAUUAAGCAUACAAGGGUAGCUAAUUCCAGGAACUUUUAAUCAUUUGAGAUUAGAAAACCUUGCCAUUCAAUUCUAAUUCUUUCUUCUUGAUUCUGUAAUUCUUAUUUUGCUUUUAUUUGUAUUGGAUCCUAUCAGGGAAAAUGAUGUUUUUGAUAAGAUUAGGUUCCCUGCAAAAUCGUCUUCUGUCACACGAAUAUGAUUCAUGGUAAUUUAUUAGAGUCAAAGGGGAAAGAAAUUGCUAGUGAUUA